This is a messenger RNA of Chelonus insularis, 2464 nucleotides long. It is a transcript of the gene msl-3, whose product is annotated as male-specific lethal 3. The coding region runs from base 135 to 1655 and encodes 506 amino acids. Gene Ontology annotation, cellular component: nucleus; MSL complex; NuA4 histone acetyltransferase complex. Gene Ontology annotation, biological process: chromatin organization; regulation of DNA-templated transcription. NCBI's taxonomy places the organism in Eukaryota, Metazoa, Arthropoda, Insecta, Hymenoptera, Braconidae. The transcript has 8 exons. The record is from RefSeq and is a predicted model, not a curated record.
UUUAUAUUAUUGUAAUGACAUAUUACAAUACAAGUGAAUACUACAGUUUAAAGUGUGUAAUUUGUAAAAAAAAUGCAUGAGAUUUUUGUUCUUUUGCAUGAUUUUUAAAAUAUUUUAAAAAUUAAAUGUAAAAAAUGGUGUCUACUAGAGGACCAAAAUUUAAAUUCUGUGAUGGUGAAAAAGUUCUUUGUUAUGAGCCAGAUCCAACAAAAGCAAAAGUUCUCUAUGAUUCAAAGGUUUUAGAUGUAAUUGUAAAUAAAGAUCAACGUGGUAGAAAAGCCGUGGAGUAUUUGAUUCAUUUUCAGGGUUGGAAUUCUUCUUGGGAUCGGUGUGUAACAGAAGAAUACGUUCUAAAGGACACUGAAGAAAAUAGACAAUUACAAAGAGACCUCGCUCAGAAGGCUCAACUUCAAUUAGGAGCGUAUCUAUAUCGUCGUGAACGGAAGAAUCGUUCACAUAAAUUGGUUGAUAGACUUUCUGGAGCUGGAAUUGAGUCCCGUCGACGUGCUAGGAGUGGUGGAAGUCGAGCCGCUUCUGGAACUACGUCAGAAGACGGUAGCUCAGGCCAACACGACGAUUAUGAUACUGAGGAAGUCAUCACAGAAGAAGAUUCUGAAAGUAGUUCAGAUUUUGGAGAAGAAUCUAGUGAAGAUGAAGAUAGUGGAGGUGGAGGAAGUCAUCAGUCUGGUAGUAGUUUGAGACCCGGGAUUGACCUUGACAUUGGAAGUAUGUUGAGAAGAAUACUAGAACAAGAUUAUGAGCUGAUAAAUCAUAAAAAUAAGCUGGCCGUUUUACCAGCCCAGCCUACCGUAUGUAAUAUUCUUGAAUCUUGGGUUCAACACUUUACCACAACACAACUGACAAAUAUUCCGGAAAAACCGCAAAGAAACAAAUCAAAUAUAACAAUAGAAAAGACUGUAAAUGAAAUUAAUAUUUGUAGAGAAGUUGCUGAUGGUUUGAGAAUAUAUUUUGACUUUACAUUACCAGAACUGUUAUUAUAUCGGCCUGAAAGAGAACAAUAUAAUGCAUUUAAAUCAUCGGUAUUUAUGGCUGAACAUUCGAUACAAAUUAAAGAUGAAGUAGUCGAAGCCCCUGAAGUUACUGUGAAAGAAGAGUUGGAAGAUUCAGAAUAUGCACAUUUACCGCCAUUUAGAGAACAAGAUGCUGAAACAGAGCCUCCAUCAAAACCUGUUUCGUCUUUGAAAAGGAAAUUACGGUCUUGUAGAGUGAGUUCUGUGGAUGAUUCAAGACAGUUGAGAUCUUACGAAGAUAUAAAACAAGAAGUAGGAAAUGUUUCGAGUAUAGCUAGUACAAGUUCUCGAUGCUCCAGUCCUAGAGGAGCAACUUCAAGAUAUCCAACAAUUCCACCAGCUCAAAUUAUGGCUUUACUUGAAGAAGCUAAUAAAUGGCGACUCAUGCCUGAUUCAACAAAAAAUGAAGGCGCUCCUCGAAGUCCUUCAACAUAUUUUGGAGCUGUACAUCUCGCUAGGCUAUUUGUAAAGCUACCAGAUUUGUUACAAAAUACUGAUAUGCCUACCAAAAAAUUGAAAUUGUUGUUGAAGCAUCUUGACAUGUUUUUAAGUUACUUGGAAAUGCAUAGAGAAUGGUUUGGAGAGCAAUUUUACACUCAAACAGAAAGCCAAAAUUCGCAGUAAUACUUGAUGUAGUACUACUAUCAUAACCGUUAUUCACAUGGCAUAAGAACUGACACCAAUAAAUGAUUACUUCUAUCAAUAUAAAAUCGUAAACAACGAUUAAAAAUAAAUAAUUUUUAUAUAAGUUUUUAGUAUAUCUGCAAUUUUUGAGUCUAUUCAAUGGAAAAAUCAAAGAUAAAUGGUAUAAAUAUAUAUCGUGAAGUACCUGUAUAUCAUAUUCAAUAGUUCGAUACAUAAUUAAUUAUAAAAAUGAUUAUUAUUUCUAUCGAAAACAAUUGGACAAUUUUUAGUUACAGUUAAAAUUAAAAACUAUACAUAUAUAAUUACAUUUUUAAUGAUUAUAUAUUUCAAAUAGUAUGAGUGUUUGAAGUUUGAAUGAUAGGAAUCAUUGUAUGUUUUGUACAACGACAUUAAAUUUCACUUCCAGUGAAUCAUAUUAAUUAAAAGUUCACAUUUACUAUACAUACCUCUUUAAAUCUACCUGAAAAUUUAGAUAAUUAUUUGAAUUUCUAACUUUAUUCAAAUUUUGAAGCUAUCAUUUUUAUUUCUAAUGUACUUUUAAGCGAUUUUUAAUGAUCGUUAGAUGUAAUUUUUUUCCAACUAAUCGCAUCGAUUUAUGUAGAUAUAGAUAAAUGAAUAUUAAGUUUUACUUUAUCAAGGUUCAAAAGUCAAUUUAAAAGUGAGAAUGUUCGAUGACUUGAUGAAAACGAAUUUUGAAUGAUUUUAUGCAUAAUAACUAGAGGAAUUAAUGUAAAUGUUUAUUUUAUUGUAAGUGUGCAUACUUUAAUAUUAAGUGUAAGAAUAUUUAU